UCUUUCUUUCUUCUUUCUUAUUUCCCUAAUCUCUCUUCACAAUGCCAUCAACCCAAAGCUCAUCACCACAAAUAGCAGCAAGUCAUGUAGCUGUGUGCACAUUUCCAUUUGGUAGCCAUCCAUUAAGUUUCUUCAACUUACUUCGUAAAUUAGCCACAGAAGCUCCUCAAAUUCACUUUUCUUUCUUCACCUUACCGAAAGCAAACUCCAUUAUCAAGUCAUCUCAAAAGAACUCUCCGUUACCAACUAACCUCAUGUCCUACGACGUAGACGAUGGCAUUCCGGAAGGAGUUAAUCACUUAACAAUAGAUCUUGCCGUGGAAGUCAGGCAUUUCCUCGAACAGUUACCGUACAACUUCGAAGCCAAAUUUCCUCGAACAGUUUACCAACUAAACCCAAUUCCUCUCACAAAUUAUCUAAAAUUAAAAGUUAAGAACUUACUCUACAUUGGUUGCUCAACUUUAUCGAUUACACAGGAGAAUGAUGGUAGUUCUAGUUCUGCAGGUUGUUUAUUUUCAUGGCUCGAUAGACAAAAAGUUGGUUCUGUUGUCUAUAUAUCUUUUGGAACAGUUUUAGAAUUGGAAAGUGAAGAGUUAAUGGCAUUAGCUGAAGCAAUUGAAUUUAGUGGUAAGCCAUUUCUUUGGUCUCUUAAAGAAAAAUAUAAAGAAAAUCUUCCAAAAGGGUUUCUUGAAAGAAGUAAAGAGAAAGGAAAGGUGGUUCCUUGGGUUGCACAAAGAGAUGUUCUGCAACAUGUUUCAAUUGGUGUGUUUGUAAACCAUGGUGGGUAUAAUUCUAUGUUGGAGAGUAUAUUGGGUGGAGUGCCAAUGAUUUGUAGGUCAGUUUGGGCAGAUAAUCAUAUAAAUGCAAAAGUUGCAGAGGAGGUGUGGGGGGUUGCUGUGAGAGUUGAAGGUAGGGUUAUUACUCAAAGUGGAAUUGUUAAGUGCUUGGAAAUGAUUUUUGAGCAGGAAAAGGGGAAGAAAAUGAGAUAGGCUUGUA
This is a messenger RNA of Jatropha curcas, 996 nucleotides long. The record is from RefSeq and is a predicted model, not a curated record. Lineage: Eukaryota; Viridiplantae; Streptophyta; Magnoliopsida; Malpighiales; Euphorbiaceae.